UGCGUCACAAAGAGUCCAGAUCAUGCAGCAGGACAAGAAGGCAGUACCGCAGUACCAAAGCAGUAGGUAGUCUGCAAUCACAGUUAUUUGAUAGCCAUUGCGCGAAGUGCACAGCGCGUUGUGCUCUGCAGAUCGUUCCUUCGUUCGAUACACCAAUUUGUAGUACUGCACUUCAGCAAAGGCCUUUGUUAUUGAAAUCGGCCAUAUCUGACCUAUCUUGUCGGCAGGCAGAACAUCCCAAAACCGCGGGGGACCGCCGGAAAAUUUUUAUUGUUCCGCUUGCACCGAUCAUGCCGCUAUAGAAAUUGGUCAAUCUGCUCAGCUAAAAGAAGUGUGUUAGAGGACUGUCAGGCGAUGCAACCCCUUCUGAGGGCUGACCUAGCCCUAUCUGCGCCGCUUUGAUGCGCAGCGCAUGUGUAAGCCGCGAUCUUGUCUCGCGGCGCAUCCUCGAGCCCGCUGGCGGCUCAGAUGAAGACCAGGGUGCUGCGCAAACGAGCCCCGCCACUGCCGCGCAGGACCGGACCGGCAUGAUGGUUUACCCGGAUGAGCAAUGGGCUUGUUCCACUACUGCGCCUAUGCUGCAGUUGUAUGACGAUGUCGGCUACAGAGUAAACGUGGUCGAAGCAUUGCAAGAAUUUUGGCAAAUGAAGCAGGCCCGAGGAGCGGAUCUUCGAAAUGGGGCCUUAGUAAUCUACGAAUCAGUACCUUCCAAUGCUCAACCCUACGUUUGUUAUGUCACUCUACCGGGAGGCUCAUGUUUUGGAAGCUUUCAGAACUGUCCAACCAAAGCUGAGGCAAGACGAAGUGCAGCCAAAAUAGCUCUAAUGAAUUCUGUAUUUAAUGAGCACCCUUCACGACGUAUUUCGGAUGAUUUUAUUGAAAAGGCUGUAACAGAAGCCCGAACUAAUUUCAAAGGAGAACCAGAAGAAGCUGAUAACCCAAAUACUGGGAUAGGAGCGUUUAGAUUUAUGUUAGAGUCAAAUAAGGGCCGAACGAUGCUAGAGUUUCAGGAAUUAAUGACGGUGUUCCAGUUGCUUCAUUGGAAUGGAAGCCUGAAAGCAAUGCGCGAAAGACAAUGUAGUAGACAAGAAGUGGUGGCGCACUAUUCGAAUAGGGCACUGGAUGACGACAUGCGCUCUCAAAUGGCAUUGGACUGGAUAGCUAGAGAACAGGAGAAUCCAGGAUCGCUUAGGAAAGAGCUCAAUCAGGCUGAAAGGGAAUUAGAAUCUGCAAGAUUGGCCGGCAGAGAAUUGCGCUUUCCAAAAGAGAAAAAGGACAUCCUGAUUCUUGCACACAGUCAAAUUAAUGUGAACUGAAGAACAAUUUUACAGGCUUUCCCGAAUAUUUAUUUGUUCACUUUUUACCUUUCGGAUUAAUUUUUUUUUUUUUAUAUUUAUAUCAGUUCAAAAAAUUGAUAGAUUUUUCCAAAGAACUCUAAAUGUCCCUGGCCAGUGUGGAAGUUGUGGUUAUUCUGAAUUAUAUUUUAAGAUGCUUUCACUGAAACAAUGCGAAUAGUAUUUAGCUUGUAAGUGGGUUCACCAUACGAAAAAUUCAACUGUCAGUACAUAAUAAUCUCCAAAGUCGUUAAAUCAAAAAGUAGAAUGAGAAAAGAGCACUUUGAAAAAAAUUAAAUCAUCCAAUUAUUUAACAUUGAGCUGUAUAAUGUCAUCUAUAGUUUAUGCGAGAAAAGAUAAACUAUACACUUUGCCAUUUAAAAGCAUUUUCUUUGUGAUUUUAAGUUUAUUAUUUUUUGUAUAUUUAACCGCCCCUGUAUAGUGAAAUAUCUUGAGACUGUUGUUAUACUUGUCUUAGAAGUAAAUUAUUUAAUAGUAUAAUAGUAAGGAUAUGUUAAUACGUUUGUACAUGUGAGUAAUACUGUCAUAUCCUCAAAGGAAACUGUCCACAGAUCUCCUAUAAAGUUCUCAUUUUAACAUGGUAAUAAAAAAAGCUUUAUUCCUCAUCCAUGAUAAAUAAUAUUCGAAAAUUCCCUUACUCGUUCAAACAUGAGGAAUAUUGUUUUACGUAUGUGUCAUUUUCAAGUGUAAUAUUAUAAGCGGUUGCAUUUAAUACUUUUUGCGUAGACUAUAACUCUUAACUCUUCGAUUAAUAUAAUGCUAUUGCUGAUAAAUAUCGCUGCAUAUAGUAUGUUUUGUUAUAUUUCCAAAUAUACAAUUGAUAACAAA
Molecule: messenger RNA, 2183 nt
Organism: Dendroctonus ponderosae (mountain pine beetle)
Lineage: Eukaryota; Metazoa; Arthropoda; Insecta; Coleoptera; Curculionidae
Gene: lft
Product: protein limb expression 1 homolog
Exons: 6
Coding region: 402-1316 (304 amino acids)
Biological process (GO): autophagosome maturation
Cellular component (GO): cytoplasm
Source: RefSeq, a predicted model, not a curated record